AUGGAGAGAGUUCAUGAAGAAGCUGGUUAUUCACCACUCGCUCAGCACAGCACAGCCUACCACCCACAGAUGGAUGGACAGAUGGAGCAGGUCAACCAAGUGGUGGAACAGUACCUCUGCAUGUACUGUAACUACGAGCAGGAUGACUGGGUUGCUUGGCUGCCGAUGGCUGCAUUUGUGUACAAUAACAUGGUCCACAGCAGCAUAGGAGUCUCUCCUUUCUUUGCAUGCUACAGGUGGAACCCAAAGUCUCACCCAGAGCUUCCAAAACAAGUUGGAAUACUCGACCCGAAGAAGAGCAAGUUUGCCACCUGCAGAGAAGACUUCAUGGUGUAUUUGCAGGACCAGAUCCGGCAGGCCCAGAGCCGAGUGGUGGCACAAUACAACUGGAAGCAGAAGGACAUGGAGUUCAAGGUGGGUGACAUGGUCUAUGUCAACCGGAAGAACUGGAAAAUGGCGAGACCUAGCCCCAAACUCGACACACAUCUAGUGGAGCUUGAGGUCACACCACAGCUAACAGAUGAAGAGUUGGAGUUUGAGGUAGAAGCCAUUGUCAGGAAGUGCAGACACAGUCUGCAGUGGGAGUACAAGGUGUUAUGGCAAGGCUACCCAGAAGAGGCAGCCUCAUGGGAACUGGUGGCCUGUCUCAAUUGCCCCAACCUCAUCCAGGAGUAUGAGGUUUCAGCAGGGGGAAGGAGAUAG
Messenger RNA from Ustilago hordei, 702 nucleotides. RefSeq lists its product as uncharacterized. The record is from RefSeq and is a predicted model, not a curated record. Gene Ontology annotation, molecular function: nucleic acid binding. Lineage: Eukaryota; Fungi; Basidiomycota; Ustilaginomycetes; Ustilaginales; Ustilaginaceae. The transcript is spliced from 2 exons. The coding region runs from base 1 to 702 and encodes 233 amino acids.